Pleuronectes platessa (European plaice) is the source of this 2953-nucleotide messenger RNA. RefSeq names its product abl interactor 1. NCBI's taxonomy places the organism in Eukaryota, Metazoa, Chordata, Actinopteri, Pleuronectiformes, Pleuronectidae. Bases 144 to 1616 code for a protein of 490 amino acids. Gene Ontology annotation, cellular component: lamellipodium; intracellular anatomical structure. The transcript has 10 exons. Gene Ontology annotation, molecular function: SH3 domain binding. The record is from RefSeq and is a predicted model, not a curated record.
CUACGCCGGGCGGGGGAGCCUCUCUCUCUCUAUGUGUGUGUGUCUCUCUCUAUCUCUCUCUCUCUCUCUCUGUGUGUGUGUCUCUCUCUCUCCCUCUCUCAGCUCACAGGGACAGAGAGGAGAGCGAUGCGAAGGGAUGUAAGAUGGCAGAGCUACAAAUGCUACUAGAGGAGGAGAUCCCCGCCGGCAAGAGAGCGCUUGUGGAGAGCUACCAGAACCUGUCCCGGGUGGCCGAAUACUGUGAAAACAACUAUGUCCAGGCCCAAGACAAGAGGAAGGCCCUGGAGGAGACCAAGGCCUACACCACCCAGUCUCUGGCCAGUGUGGCCUACCAGAUCAAUGCCUUAGCUAACAAUGUGCUGCAGCUGCUGGACAUCCAGGCCUCGCAACUACGACGUAUGGAGUCCUCCAUCAACCACAUCUCCCAGACAGUGGACAUUCAUAAAGAGAAGGUGGCACGCCGGGAGAUCGGCAUCCUGACCACCAAUAAAAACACCUCUCGCACCCACAAGAUCAUCGCCCCGGGCAACAUGGAGCGGCCGGUGCGCUACAUCAGAAAGCCCAUCGACUACACGCUGCUGGAUGAUGUGGGUCACGGCGUCAAGCAACAUGGGAACAAUGCAGCAGGGCGAGGAGGGACCCUCGCUAGGACCAACCCCCCGACACAGAAGCCCCCAAGUCCUCCCAUGGCUGGUCGUGGUACCCUGGGGCGUAACACUCCCUACAAGACACUGGAGCCUGUGAAGCCCCCAGUGGUGCCUAACGACUACAUGACGAGCCCAGGACGACUGGGCAGCCAGCACAGCCCUGCACGCACAGCCUCGCUCAACCAGAGGCCCAGGACACACAGUGGCAGCAGUGGGGGCAGUGGCGGAAGGGAGAACAGUGGAGGCAGUGCAGUCAGUCUCCCUCUGGCAGUUCCCACCCCCUCCCCUCCCAGUUUGGGGCAAGUAGCGACGUCCUCAGCCCCAGUACACCAGGGCCCCGGCUUGGGUCCCAUCCCCAUGUCCCAGUUCGGCACCAUCUCCCGCCAGAUUUCCCGCCACUCCUCCACCACCUCCUCGGCCUCCAUGGUGUCAGCCACCGGCACCUACCGCCGCGCACCCUCCGUCUCCUCCCAGCAGCCGCACGUCAACGGGGGCCCUGCUUACACACAGAACUCAAUGUCUGUGGCUCCUCCGCCUCCUCCUCCCAUGGUACAGCUGACCCCACAGAUCCCACUGACCGGCUUUGUAGCCAGAAUGCAGGAAACCAUAACAGACAGCCCGGCCCCGCCUCCCCCUCCUCCACCCGAGGACAUGGGAGUGUUUGAGGAACCCUCUCCUCCUCCUCCUCCCCCACCUGUGGACUACGAGGAAGAGGAUGCAUCAGUGGUCCAGUACAAUGACCCCUACGCUGACGGAGACCCCCAAUGGGCCCCCAAGAUUUUUUUAGAGAAAGUUGUGGCCAUCUACGACUACUGCCAGGACAAGGAGGACGAGCUGUCCUUCAUGGAGGGAUCCAUCAUCUACAUAAUCAAGAAGAACGAUGACGGCUGGUUCGAAGGCGUCGCCAACGGCGUCACCGGACUCUUCCCAGGAAACUACGUGGAGUCCAUCAUGCACUAUGCUGACUAAAAAGAGCAGGACACAAAAGCAGUACUGCCGUUUGGAGCACAGAUCAAACCCUGAAGAUGUACAGAUGUAUGCAGUGCAGCAAUAGCAUUCAUUCAACUCCUGUUUUCAAUGAAGUGCCAUGGUGAAGUCUUUGGAAUAUACUAAAUGCUUUUCUUUUAGGGGAGCUCGUGCUUCCAAUGUUAUGUUCCAAAAGAAAAAAAGUCCAAACGAAGGAGGGGGGUGAAGCUUUGGAUGACUGUGGUCUGUUCGUUUACACUGUCGGUUGGAAUCUUCAAACCGGGUCACAUUUAGCCUCACAAUAAAUCACAAUGAAUGAAAAUCGUUUCAAAGAACACCAUACAAAUAUGGAUGUCGUGUUACUUUGGGUAUGUGCAACCAACGCUUCCAGUAUUUAUUCCACACAGUAUACAACUGAGAUUUUAAGCCACGUUGAAGAAACAAAGAAUCUGAGAUAUUGAGAUAUUUCAAGGAAAAACACCUUUUUUAUUUAAGGAAAAAGCAGUAAGGAGAAUCCAUGCCUGAGUUCCACUCAUUCUGCAUCCAAAGUCUUGUUCCAAUCUCAGUGGUUCUUGAAAAAAAUAAUGAAAACCCCUCCCAAUAUCAUAUCAAUAACCUUGCAGUCAACCACUAAUAAACAUUUUCUCUACAAAGGAUUUUAUUCUUGUAAUAUUAUGUUAUUCUUGUAAUAAUACAACUUCCCUCUGGAAAUAAUAGAGCUGUAUUCAUGUUAUAUUACGAUUCACUUCUUGUAAUAAUACAACUUCUUAUAUAACAACUUCUCGUAAUAUUGUGACAUUAAUCUUGUGAUAUUACGAUUUUUAUUUUAAAUGUUAUGACAUUAAUCUUGUAAUACCACAGCUUCAACCUUCUACAACUUAGUUCUCUUGAUCUCAGAUUCUUUUCCUUUACGUGGCCUAAUACUCUGUAGUAGCAUUCGAUCCGACAGUGAAGUAUUACCACACUUUGAACAGAUGUGGCAGUGUAGCAAGGUGAUGACAAAAUGCUCCACAGACUGUAGACCAGCAGACCAACCACUCCCUCCUUUCCAGAACAUCCAUCUCUUCUUCUCCUCAUCAACGUUAAAAAAAAAAAAAGGACUAAAAGGACACACGAACAUCAACAAGUGCAUUAGGACACGACUGAAUGUCCUGUGCUGUCGAUGUCCAAAUCACAAGAUGUUUAAGAUGUGGGUUGAACAAAGCAACCUGGCGUUGUGUAUCUACUAUGCUCUGUGUCGAUGAGGUCGCUGUUAAAAGGGUGAAGUGAGUGUAUAGAAUGCAUUACAAAAAAAAAAGAAAGAAACCCUUUUUCUCUUGGAGUUUCUUUCCGUUCUCUAA